Molecule: messenger RNA, 1202 nt
Organism: Schistosoma haematobium
Lineage: Eukaryota; Metazoa; Platyhelminthes; Trematoda; Strigeidida; Schistosomatidae
Exons: 2
Coding region: 120-422 (100 amino acids)
Source: RefSeq, a predicted model, not a curated record
UCUAGCUAAAAUAAAAACAUCAAUGUUACGGACUCAGAGUUCCUUCGAAGGUCACGAGGAUGAUUCCCCUUCUGACAACAAGAACAACCAUUAAUUUAGGCACAUGAAAUGCUAGUACAAUGUGGGAGACCGAGAGAAUCAUAGAAAUUGCUGCAGAAAUGAAAAGAUAUAACUUGGAGGUUGGACAACAAAGACUAGCUUCAGGUGAACUGCUGUUAUACUCCGGCCAUGAAGAAGAUAAUGCUCCACAUACACAAGGAGUUGCACUGACGCUACCUUUUAGCUGGUCAUCUUUUAUAUAUUUUUCAUGGUUUAAGCAGUACUUCUUAUUUGCUUUAUCAUUUGACCUUCUUCUUGUGAGCUUAUCUCCAAAACUUCGUUUAUCUUUACCGGUUCGUCCAUUUUGGAAACAAAGUGCCUAAUUUGUUUACGUUAAUUGCAGUUAUUCCCGAUUGAAACAGUCUAGUGUCAUUUUUAUUUACGAGAUGUCCUAGGGUUUUAUAGUUUCUAGAUUGUUUUGUUGAUGGUUUUUUUAUGCCUGGGUAUCUCAUGACUAGAGACUUGAGUUCAUAAUGUUUUCUAUAAGGUACUUUGACGAAUUUCAUUUUUUGGUUCCGAGAAUUCACGCGUAACUUGGUCACUCAGAAUUCCCGAAUGAAGCCCAUAACAACAAUUCAGCACGUGAUAAUUAAAACAUACAUAUUUCAAAACUUGUCCAAUCGCAAAAAUUAUUGCCUGUUACAUGUUUCUCCCUACUUUGUUUUGAAAGUUAAAUAAUUAUACCCUAAUUAUUUGUCCUACCGACUGUAAAUUAGGGAGCAGUUGGACAUAUAUCUCUAGAGCAUUCGAGGUAAUAAAGUGUUAUUAAGUAAAAAGUCGAGAAAAAAUUUUAAUUGAUAGUAUAAAAAGAGUAAUUCAAUAAAAUAUUAAUACAAAUCCUAACUUUCAUUGUUUUAGUUUUUGCGUUCCCAUAUUUACCUAAUGAAAGCGUUCAAAAAAUUCAUAUAAUUCGUCCUUAGUUUCUCAAGGCCAAAUUAACUAUUUACUAUUUAAAUAGAAUGAAAUUCCACCACUGAAUCUUGGAUGUCUUAAUAUUCUAUGUUUAUCUACUACUUUUUCAAUAACGCUUGUUUUAUUGUUCAUUUUAAUAAGUUCUUCUCCACAUUUACUUUAUUUUGUAGCGUCAAACGGAUUAAUAUUUG